Molecule: messenger RNA, 2103 nt
Organism: Melampsora larici-populina 98AG31
Lineage: Eukaryota; Fungi; Basidiomycota; Pucciniomycetes; Pucciniales; Melampsoraceae
Exons: 11
Coding region: 1-2103 (700 amino acids)
Molecular function (GO): FAD binding
Source: RefSeq, a predicted model, not a curated record
AUGACUCCAUCAAUCACUCCUAACGCGACUGUGGCCAACCCUUUAUUCGACCAAAAGGCUUCGAGUGAGGUCGACGUUCUCAUCAUCGGUGCUGGCCCUGCAGGUUUGAUGGCUGCGGCUUGUUUAGCUCGCUAUGGUGUUCACAACGUUAGGAUUGUGGAUAAGCGAGCGACCAAGAUAUUUACGGGGCAAGCUGAUGGCUUGAAUCCCAGAAGUCUGGAGGUUUUACAAGCUCUGGGCAUCGGUACCCAAGUGAUUGCUGAAGCAAACGAGCUUGGGGAGAUAUGUUUUUGGAAUCCCAAUGAGACUGGACGGAUCAAUCGUACAGCAAGGAUCCCAGAUACAAUCCCCGAAAUUUCAAGAUACCGUCAAUCUACAGUCCAUCAAGGACGAAUUGAGCGCAUGCUGCUUGACACCAUCGCUUCUUGGUCCAGUGCUCCAAUUGGGGAUGAAUCCACCCAAUCACGCAAGACCCCCAUCACCGUCGAGCGCGCCGUCUGCCCCGAUCUCAUCACUUUACCUUCAUCCACAGCUUCAGCGUUGUCUGAUUCUCCUCAAGAUAGGGUGGUCGUUCGGCUGCGUCAUCUCUCCGAAGCAGAAGCCAAACCUGCUCAGUUCUCUCCUCUAGCCCCCGACGGACUCUUCCGCUCAAAUAUGUUCGAAGACGAUGCCUUGGACGCCGCUCCCAAGGAUCUUCCCCAGAAGGAGGUUCUCGAAGAGGUUCAUUGUCGAUACGUCAUCGGGGCCGAUGGUGCUAGAAGCUGGACGAGAGGUGCAGUUGGCCUCAAGCUUGAAGGAGAAAGUUCCGACUUCUUUUGGGGGGUUGUAGAUGGCGUCCCUGCUACUGAUUUCCCCGAUAUCAGGAUGAGGUGCGCUAUCCACUCAGCCGAAAGUGGCUCAAUGAUGGUUAUUCCACGAGAGAAGGAUCUAGUUCGACUCUACAUACAAAUUCCUCAACCCAGGAAAGGACAACGACCAAACCGAGCUGAUGUCACCCCUGAGAAGCUGAUGGCUGCAGCUAAUUCCAUCAUCGCGCCUUACACCAUCAAUAUUCCCAAAAUCGAAUGGUUUACGUGCUAUGAAAUAGGGCAACGACUUGCCGACAAGUGGCAGAAAUUUAAUCGCGUUUUCAUUGCUGGAGAUGCAUGUCACACUCAUUCUCCCAAGGCUGGACAGGGUAUGAACACAUCCAUGGCAGAUACCUUCAACUUAUCCUGGAAAAUAGCUCAUGUGUUACAAGGAAAAGCGCACCCCAAAAUUUUGGACACUUAUGAAAUCGAACGAGCACAGGUCGCAGCUGAGUUGAUUGAAUUUGAUCAAAAAUUCGCCGCCCUGUUUUCUGGAAAGCCUGCAAAGGACGUCCUAGACGAAUCAGGUAUCUCAUUGCAAGAGUUCCAGCAGACGAUGGAGAAGGGAAAUCAAUUUGCCAGCGGCACAUCUGUCGAUUAUCAACCCAGCGCUCUGGUCGCCAAGCGAGGUAGCCCACAUCAAGGUGUUGAAAAUAAACCAGAACUUGCCGAAAAGCUUUCAGUAGGACCUCGUCUGUACAGCCAUCAAGUAGUUUGUCUGGCGGACGCAAGACCUUAUCAUAUCGCUGAUUUGGCCCCGGCAGAUGGAAAGUGGAGGCUUCUUAUUUUUGGAGGGGAUAUCACGCAAUACUCAGGUUGUAAGGGACGUCUUGAGAAGCUAGCCCAGUUUUUAGGUGAAAGCCCGCAGAGUCCUAUCAAGAAGUACACGCCCCCAGGUCAAGAAACAGAUUCAGUCAUCGACACAAUCACGAUCUUGGCCUCUCCUAGAGUGUCGCUUGAACCGGAUGCAUUUCACACUGUUCUGAGACCCAUAAAGGGAAAGCAUGGCUUUCGAUCAUAUCAAAAGAUUUUCACGGACGACCAAAGUUAUCAUCUAGGACAUGGCCAUGCUUAUCAGAAAUAUGGAAUCGAUCCAAAAGUUGGGUGUGUGGUUCUGGUUCGCCCAGACCAAUACGUUUCUCUGGUCACAGACAUGAGUGAUCACGCUGGGAUUGCUGCAUUUUUCGAGGAAUUUAUGCUCCCAAGGAACACGACUUCCGCUCUUGUCCCACAGAUGGCACAGAUUGCUAUCUGA